This is a messenger RNA of Thamnophis sirtalis, 804 nucleotides long. The record is from RefSeq and is a predicted model, not a curated record. Lineage: Eukaryota; Metazoa; Chordata; Lepidosauria; Squamata; Natricidae.
AUCCUGCCACCAAGAACUUGGAAAUGAAGGACACCAUGUCUUUGGUUGGUGCUUACUACAGUGGGAAGUCAGUCCUUGUUACAGGAGCAACGGGGUUUAUGGGGAAAGUCCUGGUCGAGAAGCUUCUCCGGUCUUGCCACGACGUGAAAACCAUCUACAUUUGUGCGCGGGCCAAAGGUGGACGUUCCAUGCAAACCAGAGUGGAGAAUCUGCUGCAAUGCAAGGUGUUUGAUAGAGUCCGGGAAGAGUGGCCCAAUUUCCAUGAGAAGAUUAAGCCCAUCAGUGCUGAGUUCACCCAGCCAAACCUGGCUAUCCCUUCCGAAGACAUGGAGGAGCUGCUCUCUGAGGUCAACGUGAUCUUCCAUUGUGCAGCCACAGUUCGGUUCGAUGAGCCCCUGAAGGCUGGAUUGACAACUUCAAUGGUACGAGCGGCCUCCUUGUCGCAGGUGCAAAAGGGAUUUUACGGAGUAUAAAAUGCAAUCCAGCUGCCGUAGCUGAUAUUAUCCCAGUAGACCUCGCUAUCAACUUAACCAUCUCCGCUGGCUGGUACACUGCAGUUCACAGGCCCAAAUCGCCACUGAUCUACAACUGUACCUCAGGUUCCCUCAACCCGUUGUCAUGGGAUGAAUUGCAAAUUAAGGCAACAAAUAUGUAUAAAAAAUAUCCAGUGGAGAAACCUUUCAGAAUACCAAAGGCCAACGUAACCUCAAGCUACCUCCUCCAUCAUUACUGGACAUUUGUCUAUCACACCAUCCCUGCUUUUCUCUGGGACCUGCAUCUGCGGCUGCUAGGAAAGAAGCCACG